AUUGAUUGAUGACUCUAUCUUGGAAGGAGCGAAGCUCCAUACAAGUUGAUAUGUGGGGGGCUCUCGCCUGGCGUGGCGCUAGGCCUAUUUAGGCAGGUGAGGUGUUCCCCCGGGCCCGACGCGCUUCUUCCUCCUGCUCCUCUCCGUCUGACUCUAGCAGUCGACUAUCGCGGGGGUAGUGCCAUUGUCCUUGUCCACUCGACUGCAUUUUGUUGUUUGAGUCUCAUCUAUGUAUUAAUGCUUUUGCAUAUGCAUAUUCAUUCAUUCGAUCAUUAAUUAGACACGCCUUCUUCCAUGUCGACCACCCCCAACCCGCGCCGUCGCGGGUCGCCCGCCUCGGCAUCCACCCCCCUCGGAGACAGAGACGCGACGCUCACGGGGCUCCAGCGCCUCCCCCUCCACUCUCACAACCCCAUCACCCCCAGCCGCCUCGCGACAUCAACAACCCCCUCGGCCAAUCGCUCCGCUUCGCGACGCACACCGCGAAAUAGGGGCGUAGGGGCUCCCUCGACGCCAUAUGGACUCCGCGCGAUGCAGCGCCGGGCGGCGAAGCCGGCCAGAGACCGACGGAAGAGCGUGAAAGUGCAGCGGGAGACGACGUUUGAUAUUCUAAGGAAUUUAGGGAGGGCCCUCGCGCCUGUAUCCCAACCCAUUGAGUCCUCGCCGCACAUACCAGAGCCGGAGCCGGAGCCGGAGCCGGAGAUAGACGAGAUCGAGGAGCUUGAUAACGAGCCGGAGGUGGAACGGCCUCGGCUUUCGUUGCCUCUGGAAGACGUGGCGGAAGAAGAAGACGAUGAUGCGAGUCCCGAGCCGCGUCCGCCUAGGCUUUCGUUGGCGUUCGAGGAGGAAGAUAUCACGGUUGAGUAUCCCCGUCGAGCGGCCGAUCAAGAAAAAGCGCGACUGUCGAUGAUGAGCUUUGGCGGGCCUCGAUUGAGCGAGAAUUUUAGGGAGGCGGGGUUAGAGAGUGAAGAUGAGGACGGCGAUGAUACAGGUAUUGCGGAUGAUGAAAACCCCGACGAGACGAUUAUCAGUCAAGGGGCCUUUGAUAGGGGCGGAGAGACGGAAGACCUUGGGAAGUUCAAUUUGGACUUCAAUUUCCCGUCCCCGGUCCCGGUUGCAAAUGAGGACUUGGAUCAGGAUCAGGCCAUCAACGAUGAUGAUGGAUUCGAACUUCCAGCCGUGGACUUACCCGAAGAGACAGGAUUCGCUUCUGACAGCGAUGAUGGCAAUGAGCCUAUUGCUGACUUCGGCAUGGACGUCGAUCUGGACGCGAAUAUGGACGCGAAUCUAGACGCGAACCCGUCGCCUCGCUGGUCCCCAGCACCUAUGAGCGAAAGUCCGGGGAUCGUUGGAGGAGGGCUGCGUGAGGAAGAUACUAUCAUGCAAGGCUCGAAGCAAAAGAAACUCUCGCGCCAUGGCAUCCCCGUUCCGAACAUGCCCGCCGGAGUCAUCAAGAAGCUGGCUACGCGAUUUGCGCCGGCAAGGGCUGGGUCCAAAACCAAGAUGAACAAGGCAACCUUGGCGGCAAUCGAGCAGGCCUCGUCAUGGUAUUUCGAGCAAGUGAGCGAAGACCUGGCUGCGUAUUCCAAACACGCGGGACGGAAGACGAUCGACGAGUGUGAUGUGGCCGCUCUCAUUCGAAGACAACGCCAUACAAACAAUGCAACCACUAUGUUCUCGCUGGCGCAAAAGCAUCUGCCCAAAGAACUCUUGCAGGAUAUGAGACUGUCGAUGCCGCCAUGAAAUAUACAUUUUAUACAAAUCUACCUAGCUAACGAAACCGAACGCCCGCAACAAAGCUGAACAGGGGUAAAUCACCAGUUCCGGUUGGCGCGGACCCGACGUGUGGCCUCGUUGGGUCUCUUCCGGAUAAUCAUCCACAGCAUGAUUGAGGUUGCCAAAGACAAUCCGUACCUGCAAAGA
This is a messenger RNA of Aspergillus steynii IBT 23096, 1923 nucleotides long. RefSeq lists its product as uncharacterized. NCBI's taxonomy places the organism in Eukaryota, Fungi, Ascomycota, Eurotiomycetes, Eurotiales, Aspergillaceae. Gene Ontology annotation, biological process: replication fork processing; resolution of meiotic recombination intermediates. Gene Ontology annotation, molecular function: protein heterodimerization activity; chromatin binding. The transcript has 5 exons. Gene Ontology annotation, cellular component: Fanconi anaemia nuclear complex; FANCM-MHF complex. Bases 295 to 1743 code for a protein of 482 amino acids. The record is from RefSeq and is a predicted model, not a curated record.